ACAUAGCAUCUCCUACGUAGGAAUUAGUAUCUCCUACGUAGGAGUUAGUAUCUCCUACGUAGGACUUAGUAACUCGUACGUAUGUCACUGACUAAAAGACUCUCCAGCAUGCGCUGUGGAACAAUAUACUAGUGUGUACUAUUGUUUAGUAAGGAAACGUGUGUAAUUUAAAAUUACACGGCAUGGAUGACUUUAUAAAAACAUAUUUUGCAUCUGGUAUGAAAUACCGUGAAAUAUUACUUUGUCUUGAAAAAAAUAAAUGGGUUUAAAGUUUCUUUAUGAAGCCUUAAACGGAUAUUGUCACGUAUGAAGUUAUUAAGACGCAUAAAUAAAAGUGUUGAACUUAGUGUUGCUCUCUAUGUCAUGGAAAAUUAAUGACAUCCAGCAGACAACUUGGAUACAAGAUGAUGCAUCAGAAACUCCUUCAAGAGAGAUAUGUUGUUACACAGGAAAUAGUUCGCCUGAUGAUGCAUAUUUGUGAAAAAGAAGGUAUUGAACAGAGAAGGAGGACUGGUCUUCAACGUCGGAUGUACCUGAAUCUUGGACCUAAUUAUGUAUGGCAUAUCGACGGGUAUGAUAAAUUCAAACCAUACGGGCUGUGUAUCAAUGGAGCUACCGAUGGAUUUUCUCGUUUCAUAAUAUGGCUUGAGGUGCACAAAACAAACAGCGAUCCUAAGAUAAUUGCUGGUUAUUUUAUGAAUGCUGUGAAACAUUUGCAAGGCUGUCCAACGCUUGCUAGGUCAGAUUAUGGCACCGAGAAUGUUUGCAUUCGACAGAUGGUCAUUUUCCUUAGGGGUCAGAGAGACGAACAGUUAACAAACAGCUGUUUUUUUACAAGGAUCAAGUAACCAUAAUCAAAGAAUUGAGCGUUGGUGAGGUAUACUUCGAAUUAUAAAAUGUUCAGUACUGGAUAGAUUUUUUCACAAUGCUGAAAAGUACUGGUGAUUUCAACGGUAGCUUCCUUGAUAAGGCUGUUCUGCAGUUUUGUUUCAUGGACUUAAUUCAGGAAGAACUUAACUCUAUAGUUAAACUGUGGAAUAACCAUCGUAUAAGACCAUCAAGCAAUCCAAACCAGCCAUACGGAAGACCAUUUUUGAUGUAUCAUUGUCCUGCUAUGUUCGGCUGUCAGGAUUACCUUUGUCGUACAUCUGAAGCACAGGUGAACUUGUGUCUUGAGGAAAGUAUUCAAAAGGGAAAUGUUACAUGCGACGAAACGGUGUUUGAACUGUGUACCACCAUCAUGUCGGACCAUAAUCUGAUGCCUGCCAAAACAGCAGACGAUGCUGCACUGCCGUACCAAUUUCUCCGAUGGGAAAUAUUAAACGAACUUCACCAGGACUAGGCCUAAAUGCAAGACCAACCAAUAUAAGGCGAAGUCUGUCGACGCACAGGCUAAUUUUCAUUGCCUGACCCUACUCCGUUAUUUACAAGUUAUUUCAAACAAGUUGACCAUGUUCAUUUGUAAAACAUGAAAAUGACUUAUAACUGUUAACUGAUUGUUGUAAACAUAUUAAAUAGUGUCUUUAAAUCAAUUCAUUGUUAAUCUCAGUAUUAGCAAAGCAGGAACAAUUUCAAUGUUUAACAAUUUAAAGAACCAGUAAACGCAUCUAGUGUAACCCUUUGCUCAUGUGCGAGAAUUGAUCCAAAAGAUCAUGGAUAUUAGUUAUAUAUUUAAUAUUAACGGACGCCAAUAUAAAUAUUUUAACUAGACUAUUCGAAGAAUAAGGAGGGCUAUUGUACUAAAUCCAGGCGUCGACGUAGCCGUCGCGAGUUUAUAUUUAAGAAAUGAUUUACAGCAAAACCGUGUUUCAACACUAUUUAUAUACGCCGAGCGUAAUAAUUUUACGAGGGCGUAUACCGAGAAAAUAUUUCGGACGAUGCAUAAUCUGCGGAGUGUAUAAACACAGCUUUGCUAUGAACUAUUUCGAUUCUAAUAUGUCUAUUGUAAAAUUUCAUUGAAAUAUGAUAGAACUGUUUCUUCGCAUAUAACUGUUUCUCCUUUUGAAAGGCUUAUUAAAAUCAUCUCUGAACAUGCCCGGAUCCAGGGACCCCACCCCCUAAUUUGAGGGGAGUACAUCCACUAAUAAAUGCACCUGAGGAUACCAUUCCUACCUGUAUUUAAAAACAAGAGCUGUCCGUAAGACAGCCGAGCUUUACGAACGUUGAUGUUUCUAAUAUUAGCACGACAUAACGUUUCAAUAAUUGAGUAGUCUGGGAAGGGCCCUCGAUAAUGUUGUCAUUACUUUUAGUCUAACCCAUUUGAAUAUAUGACAUAUAUGAUGUGUGUGAUUGUUGUUUAUG
This is a messenger RNA of Mercenaria mercenaria, 2301 nucleotides long. RefSeq lists its product as uncharacterized. The record is from RefSeq and is a predicted model, not a curated record. The coding region runs from base 926 to 1342 and encodes 138 amino acids. The transcript is spliced from 2 exons. NCBI's taxonomy places the organism in Eukaryota, Metazoa, Mollusca, Bivalvia, Venerida, Veneridae.